Molecule: messenger RNA, 1152 nt
Organism: Arachis ipaensis
Lineage: Eukaryota; Viridiplantae; Streptophyta; Magnoliopsida; Fabales; Fabaceae
Source: RefSeq, a predicted model, not a curated record
AUGUAUAAUGCACAACAUAUCCAGUUCGGGCCCGGUUAUAAUUGGAGCAUACUGAUAUCAUAUCGUCGAAAGCAAGAAAAGUGGGAGGUUAGAAGAUACAAUGGGUCUCAUUCCUGCAUGCAAACUUUGAUGGGACAAGACCAUGGUAGGUUAGAUUCGAAGGUGAUUGCACAACACAUCUUCACAAUGGUCAAAGCCGAUCCAACAAUCAGCAUCAGGGUUCUUCAAGGAGGUGUGGAUAGGCACUUUGGUUACAAGGCAUCCUACCAAAAGGUUUGGCUUGCAAAACAGAGAGUGAUCGCCAGAAUAUAUGGCGAUUGGGAGGAGUCAUACAACGAGCUGCCUCGUUGGUUAUUCGCAAUGCAGAUGUACUUGCCUGGUACUUGGGUGCAACUGGUGACUCAACUUUGGCCUGGCUUGACGGAUAUUGUCAUGUUUCAGCGGGUCUUUUGGACAUUUUCACCGUGUUUUGAGGCUUUCAAGCAUUGCAAGCCACUUAUUUUCAUUAAUGUCACUCACUUAUAUGGUAAAUACGGUGGGACCUUAUUGAUGGCGAUAGCUCAAGAUGGAAACGCAAACAUUCUGCCUAUUGCAUUUGCCAUUGUCGAGGGUGAGACAAAGGAGGCGUGGUCAUUCUUUCUGUCGUAUCUGCGGGAGCAUGUCACACCACAACCCGGGCUCUUAGUGAUUUCAGAUAGGCACAAAUCUAUUGAUGGUGCAUUGAACGCCGACGGGAGUCUAUGGAAACCACCUCACGCCUUCCAAGGGUUUUGUACAAGACACGUUGUAGCCAACUUCAUGACUCACUUCAGGAACAAAGACUUGAAGAAGGUCCUAAUUAACGCAGCGUAUUCAAAGUCACAGCGUGAGUUUGCUCAUUGUUACGGUCGACUCAGGGGCGAAAAUGUAGCCAUCAUUAACUGGCUUGAGGAAAUGCCACGGUCACAGUGGGAACAGUAUGCUGAUGAGGGUCGUCGAUUUGGUCACAUGACGACGAAUAUAUCCGAGUGUAUUAAUGUUGUUAUGAAGGGGUCCCACAAUUUGCCGAUCACUGCUCUUGUCAAGUCAAGUUAUUUCUGCCUGAGUGAACUCUUUGCAAGGAAGGGUUCUGAGGCACUGGCCCAACUUCAAGUCGGUGCUGAAUUCUCUUAG